GUGGUGUGCGGCGACCGGGUCGUGUUGAAGCCAGUCAACGCGGGACAGCCGCUACAUGCGAGUAACUACGACCUCGUAGACAACCCAGGAUGCAAGGAGGUAAAUGCUGUUAAUUGCAACACAUGUUGGAAAAUCUCCCUCUUCCUGGAGCACAGCGAAAACAGAGAGGACAUCCUGAAAGGGGGCGACGUCGUGCGUCUGUUUCACGCCGAGCAGGAGAAGUUUCUCACGAUGGACGAAUACAAGAAGAAGCAAUACCUGUUUCUACGCACGACCGGCCGCACAUCCGCCACCGCCGCCACCAGCAGCAAAGCCAUGUGGGAGGUCGAGGUGGUGCAGGACGAUCCGUGUCGCGCCGGUAGCAGGACAUUGGAACAGUCUCUCGCUUCAAGCAUCCUUAGCGUCCGGUACUACAUCGCUGCCGGAGGUAUCGGGGUUCAAGUCCUGGCUGUCGACGAGGACGACACCAAGGACAUGAUGAGGGAGAAGCUGAGAGGUGGGCUGGAGGCGUCAGUCUACAGCCUCGUGCCGAUCCCCUACGGCAACGACAUUGCCUCCAUCUUUGAGCUGGACACGACAACCGCGGCGCGUGGGGAUUCCACCGUACCCAGGGAGGACAGGGAGGCUUUCUCUAUCGUCCCGGUGUCACCGCAGGAGGUUCGUGACCUUGACUUUGCGAACGACGCGUCCAAGGUCCUCAGCACCAUCGGCAGUCAACUAGAGAAGGGAUCCAUCACGCAGAACGAGAAGAAGGCGGUCAUACACCUGCUGAACGACCUUCUGUACUUCGUGACGACGUCGGACAAACAUCAGUUCGACGACCCGCUCGAGAUCCGCAUGACGAACCCUGACCGCGAGCGACAGAAGCUGAUGCGCGAGCAGGAUGUGCUGAAACAAAUAUUUAAGAUACUAAAGGCACCGUUCCUGGACAAGGGAGACGGACCGAUACUUAAGAUGGAGGAGCUCAGUGACCCACGCUACUCCGCCUUCCGCCAUAUCUGUCGCCUCUGCUACCGCAUGCUGCGACACUCACAGGACACCUACAGGAAGAAUCAGGUACUAACAUCUCUCCCUGUGCCACCUACGGGAAGAAUCAGGUACUAA
Priapulus caudatus is the source of this 1104-nucleotide messenger RNA. RefSeq names its product inositol 1,4,5-trisphosphate receptor-like. Gene Ontology annotation, molecular function: inositol 1,4,5-trisphosphate-gated calcium channel activity; inositol 1,4,5 trisphosphate binding. The transcript is spliced from 8 exons. Gene Ontology annotation, biological process: calcium ion transmembrane transport. The annotation marks the transcript as partial. Gene Ontology annotation, cellular component: endoplasmic reticulum; membrane. The record is from RefSeq and is a predicted model, not a curated record. Lineage: Eukaryota; Metazoa; Priapulida; Priapulimorpha; Priapulimorphida; Priapulidae.